AUGGAGGGGCCAGUGUGGCUUUCCUCCCGCUCCCGCUGCUGCUGCUGCUCCUCCUUCCCCACCUCCCCCCUCCCUCCCUCCCUCCCGCUUCGUCCCUCUCCUCCUCCUCCCUCCUUGGCACAAACUUCUGAAACAUUGGCCCUCCCCGUGGUGAGGGGGCUUGGCGAGCGCAUUUCGCAGCAACAUGCCAAGUUAUUCGAUGAGAUCGACAAUGUUCAGAAAAGUAUGGUAGAGCGCGCAGAGAGCCUGGAACAUCAGUUUUCUGCUGUUAGCUCGGCUGCUUUCCUCUGCUUCCGCUGUGUCGGUUCGGUCGACAGUGCAGGAGGGGCGAUUGCAUCUUUCACCAUCCUGAGGGACAGGCCCGUGCCGCGGGGGCACAAUUGCAUGGCGGUGGGCCGUCGGCGUCGCCUGGCUAGCCUCGUUUAUAUGGCAGGUUCGAUGAUAUUGUCGACGCCGCCGAGGCGGAGGAGGCUUAGGACUUCUUCAUGA
This is a messenger RNA of Prorocentrum cordatum, 489 nucleotides long. Lineage: Eukaryota; Dinophyceae; Prorocentrales; Prorocentraceae. The record is from the annotation of a GenBank genome assembly.